UGCGUUUUCAACCACAGGGUGAUAACAAUGUCGAGACGUGAUGAUGGGCUUGAUGGCAAGGUUUAUGUUGGAGGUCUGCCGAACGAUGCUACUUCCCAAGAGUUAGAGGAUGCUUUCCAUCGUUUCGGUCGUAUCCGCAAGGUAUGGGUAGCACGCCGUCCUCCGGGUUUUGCCUUCGUCGAGUUUGAGGAUGGCCGUGAUGCUGAAGAUGCAGUUCGUGCACUUGAUGGCACGCGGAUUUGUGGUGUUCGUGCCCGUGUGGAGUUAUCACAUGGUCGGCGACGUGAUGUAGCACCAAAUUACGGCGGCGGACGAGGUAAUGGUCGACAUUCAAGGUAUUUAGUUCAUUUUUUAAGCACACUUCUUACGGCUGCAGUCGUGUUGAACAGCUAG
This is a messenger RNA of Anisakis simplex (herring worm), 393 nucleotides long. Lineage: Eukaryota; Metazoa; Nematoda; Chromadorea; Rhabditida; Anisakidae. The record is from the annotation of a GenBank genome assembly.